AUGGAACACUCUGCGGAUAGUUUUGAGUACUUAUUCCAUUUAUCAAAGGGUCUCAGCACAGAAUGCAGAGCCACCCGACAAGGAACGGAGCGAAUUGAGCUUUUAGUGCGGCGAUUGGCCAAAUUAACACAGACCUCGUACGAAGACCUGUCGAAAGAGCCGUCUCAGCAGGUAUGGGACGAAUAUAACAAGAUGAGCACCGAAAAUGAGAAAGACAGACUGAUACGAGAGAAUUACGCGUUGGUUUAUCAGAUAGAGUGUCAAGAAUACGUGUGCAAGCGGAUUUGGGCUCUAAUAGACCAGAUCGAAGAUCUCCUGGAGUCCAUAAAGCAGUUUGUGGUCGAACAGGGUGCCCACAGAGCACGUACAGAGUCUCAAUUCGUGGAAAAAGUAGUGCAAUCCCGAAUUAGGGCCGUGCAAAAGAGCUCCCGCAGUCUAACGGAAUCGGACAAAACAGCCCGAACCAAGCUGGAUCUGCUAAUACAGGAAUUGCAGGACGUUUGCAGGCAAAUAAACUGGGAUCAGGUUGCCCAAACAGUAGAAACUCGACAUCUCGAGGCCAAAAUUCUUCAAGCACAAGACAAAUACGGGAUUAAACUGAUAAAUAACUGA
This is a messenger RNA of Lachancea meyersii CBS 8951, 612 nucleotides long. NCBI's taxonomy places the organism in Eukaryota, Fungi, Ascomycota, Saccharomycetes, Saccharomycetales, Saccharomycetaceae. The record is from the annotation of a GenBank genome assembly.